Vidua chalybeata is the source of this 3585-nucleotide messenger RNA. RefSeq names its product solute carrier family 4 member 4 (gene SLC4A4). Gene Ontology annotation, cellular component: basolateral plasma membrane; plasma membrane. Gene Ontology annotation, biological process: transmembrane transport; monoatomic anion transport; bicarbonate transport. Gene Ontology annotation, molecular function: solute:inorganic anion antiporter activity; monoatomic anion transmembrane transporter activity; sodium:bicarbonate symporter activity. Bases 127 to 3459 code for a protein of 1110 amino acids. Lineage: Eukaryota; Metazoa; Chordata; Aves; Passeriformes; Viduidae. The transcript is spliced from 27 exons. The record is from RefSeq and is a predicted model, not a curated record.
GGUCCCCGCCAUGCCCCACUGAGCCCGUCCGCAGCCCGUCCGCAGCGUCCGCCCGCCGCCCCGGCUGCCCCGCAGCCCCCGCCCGCCGCCAAGCUGGAGGAGCGCCGCAAGCCCGAGCCCCGGAGGAUGGAGGACGAGGCAGUACUGGAUAGAGGGGCUUCCUUCCUUAAACAUGUAUGUGAUGAAGAAGAAGUGGAAGGUCACCACACGAUUUACAUCGGGGUCCAUGUGCCGAAGAGCUACAGGCGGAGGAGGCGUCACAGAAGAAGACCUGGGCACAAAGAAAAGAAAGAAAAGGAGAAAAUCUCAGAGAACUACUCAGACAAAUCAGACGUAGAAAACGCUGAUGAGACAAGCAGCAGCAUCCUUAAACCACUCAUCUCCCCCGCCGCCGAGCGCAUCCGCUUCAUCCUCGGAGAGGAAGAUGACAGCCCCGCGCCCCCGCAGCUCUUCACCGAGCUGGACGAGCUUCUGGCUGUCGAUGGACAGGAGAUGGAGUGGAAGGAGACUGCAAGGUGGAUCAAGUUUGAGGAGAAGGUAGAACAAGGUGGGGAGCGAUGGAGCAAACCGCACGUGGCCACCUUGUCUCUGCACAGCCUGUUCGAGCUGAGGACGUGCAUAGAGAAGGGCUCCAUCAUGCUGGAUAUGGAGGCCUCUUCCCUUCCACAGGUGGUGGAGAUGAUCGUUGACAAUCAGAUCGAGACGGGGCUGUUGAAAUCCGAACUGAAGGACAAGGUCACCUACACACUGCUCAGGAAGCACCGGCACCAGACCAAGAAAUCCAACCUGCGCUCGCUGGCUGACAUUGGAAAGACCGUCUCCAGUGCAAGUAGGAUGUUUUCCAACCCCGAUAAUGCACGCAGCCCGCUCGAGAGCUCCGUGCCCUGCCUGGCCACGCGCACGUUGGACGAUGAACUGGGAGUGCAGCGCAGCCCCAGCGUGGGAUGGCUCAGCAGCCCAGCCAUGGCUCACCGAAACCUGACUUCCACCAGCCUCAAUGACAUCUCGGACAAGCCUGAGAAGGACCAGCUGAAGAAUAAAUUCAUGAAGAAAUUGCCUCGUGACGCUGAGGCCUCCAACGUGCUGGUCGGGGAGGUGGAUUUCCUGGAGAGCCCCUUCAUUGCCUUCGUGCGGCUGCAGCAGGCGGUCAUGCUGGGAGCUCUCACCGAGGUCCCUGUUCCCACACGAUUUCUCUUCAUUCUGCUGGGACCAAAGGGCAAAGCCAAGUCCUAUCAUGAGAUCGGCCGAGCCAUUGCCACGCUGAUGUCGGAUGAGGUAUUCCAUGACAUUGCCUAUAAAGCCAAGGACCGUCAGGACCUGAUCGCAGGCAUCGAUGAAUUUCUGGAUGAAGUCAUUGUGCUUCCCCCUGGGGAAUGGGAUCCAGCCAUUAGGAUAGAGCCCCCCAAGUCUCUCCCUUCUUCGGAUAAGAGGAAAAACAUGUACUCGGGUGGGGAGAACCUGCAGAUGAACGGAGACACGCCCCACGACGGCGGCCAUGGCGGCGGCGGCCACGGCGACUGCGAGGAGCUGCAGCGCACGGGCAGAUUCUGUGGGGGCUUGAUCAAAGACAUCAAGAGGAAAGCACCGUUCUUCGCCAGCGACUUCUACGACGCUUUAAACAUCCAGGCCCUCUCAGCCAUCCUCUUCAUCUACCUGGCCACUGUCACCAAUGCCAUCACUUUUGGGGGAUUGCUUGGGGAUGCUACGGAGAACAUGCAGGGCGUGUUGGAGAGCUUCCUGGGCACCGCUGUCACCGGCGCCAUAUUUUGCCUUUUGGCUGGUCAGCCCCUCACCAUUCUGAGCAGCACAGGACCCGUCCUGGUCUUUGAGCGGCUCCUCUUCAAUUUCAGCAAGGACAAUGGCUUUGACUACCUGGAGUUCCGCCUCUGGAUCGGCCUCUGGUCAGCCUUCCAGUGUCUCGUUCUCGUGGCCACCGACGCCAGCUUCCUGGUCAAGUACUUCACCCGCUUCACCGAAGAAGGAUUUUCCUCCUUGAUCAGCUUCAUCUUCAUUUAUGAUGCUUUCAAGAAGAUGAUCAAGCUGGCAGAUCAUUAUCCCAUCAACUCAGAGUUCAAGGUGGACUAUAUCACUCAUUACUCUUGUGCCUGUAAACCACUAGAUCCAGUUAAUAGCUCAUUACUUAACAGGACAAUGGUGCUGUCAGACUAUGAGCUGGUCUCUCCCUCCUCUGAGCUGGCCAACACCACCAUUGACUGGGCAGCUCUGACAGCCAAGGACUGCUUGAAGUAUGGGGGUCAGCUUGUGGGCAACAACUGUGACUAUGUCCCUGACAUCACCCUCAUGUCUUUCAUCCUCUUCUUUGGCACUUACACCUGCUCCAUGGCCCUGAAGAAAUUCAAGACCAGUCGCUACUUUCCCACCACUGCCCGGAAGCUCAUCAGUGACUUUGCCAUUAUCCUGUCCAUUUUGAUCUUCUGUGGAAUAGAUGCCCUGGUUGGUGUGGACACACCAAAACUAAUUGUGCCAAGUGAAUUCAAGCCGACCAGUCCCGAGAGGGGCUGGUUUAUCCCACCUUUUGGAGGGAACCCGUGGUGGGUGUACCUGGCAGCAGCCAUCCCUGCCCUGCUGGUGACCAUCCUCAUCUUCAUGGACCAGCAGAUCACCGCCGUCAUCGUCAACAGGAAAGAGCACAAGCUCAAGAAAGGUGCUGGAUAUCAUCUGGAUUUGUUCUGGGUGGCCAUUCUGAUGAUUGUCUGCUCCUUCAUGGGGCUGCCCUGGUACGUGGCUGCUACCGUCAUCUCCAUCGCUCACAUCGACAGCUUGAAGAUGGAGACGGAGACUUCAGCCCCUGGAGAACAGCCCAAGUUUUUGGGAGUGAGGGAGCAGAGAGUCACCGGCGUCAUUGUUUUCAUCCUGACCGGGGUGUCUGUCUUCAUGGCUCCCAUCCUGAAGUUCAUUCCCAUGCCCGUGCUCUAUGGUGUCUUCCUCUACAUGGGAGUUGCAUCCCUCAACGGCGUGCAGUUCAUGGAUCGGCUGAAGCUGCUCUUGAUGCCUCUAAAACACCAGCCUGACUUCAUCUACCUGCGCCACGUCCCACUGCGCAGGGUCCACCUCUUCACCUUCCUGCAGGUGCUGUGCCUGGCCCUCCUCUGGAUCCUCAAAUCCACCGUGGCUGCUAUCAUAUUCCCUGUCAUGAUCUUGGCCCUGGUGGCAGUCAGAAAAGCCAUGGACUACCUCUUUUCCCAGCAUGACUUAAGCUUUCUUGACGACGUCAUUCCAGAAAAGGACAAGAAGAAGAAAGAGGAUGAGAAGAAGAAGAAAAAGAAGAAGGGCAGUAUGGACAGUGACAAUGAUGAUUCUGACUGCCCCUACUCAGAAAAAGUCCCAAGUAUUAAAAUACCAAUGGACAUCAUGGAGCAGGAACCUUUCCUAAGUGAUAGCAAACCUGCUGACAGAGAAAAAUCACCAACAUUCCUUGAACGCCACACGUCGUGCUGAUACAAUUCCCUUCCUUCAAUCACACGCCAUGCCAAGCCCUCCACGAACUCCAGUAAAAGUUGUGCCUCAAAUUAGAAUAGAACUUGAGCCUGAAGACAAUGGUUAUUUCUGGAGGAGCAAGGGAAC